UUCAUCUAUUCUUCUACUCAUAUAGAUGGUCAAUAUCCAUACAUGUUCAUCCAACGGCUAAUAACGAAUACACACACGUGGUAAGUCAAUACUGGUUCAGCUUCUGCAGAAAAGUCUCAAGGUACAACGUGAGAAGCUCUAACAAAACGUGAAAGCCACAACUAUUAUCAAACAAUAACACAAAACACACACGAACACAAAUAAAGACAAAGACAAUGAUUGUUCAGACAAUUUUGUACCUACAUGAUUCUGUACAUUCCUCUCUCUCUCACCAAACUCAGAGACAGAAUCUCUCUCUCUCAAUAUAUAUACUAUAACUCAAAUCACACAGUUCUGAACAAAGAACAUUUAUUGGGAACUUAAAACUAACAUUGAUCGAGAGAAAUGAGUAAGUUUGGUAGGUCUUUGUUCGGUGUAAGCCUGUUACUGACCGUUCUUCUCGCGGCAGCCACCACCUCGGCAGAGUACUACAAUUACGGAAGUGCCCUUGACAAGACCUUCUUGUUCUUUGAGGCUCAACGAUCAGGGAAGUUGCCUGCUACUCAACGCGUCAAAUGGCGUGGCAAUUCUGGUCUCAAAGAUGGUCUUGCUCAAGGCGUGAGCUUGGAAGGAGGAUAUUAUGAUGCAGGAGACAAUGUGAAAUUCGGUUUACCAAUGGCUUUCUUAGUGACAAUGCUAUCGUGGGCCGCAGUUGAUAACCGUAAAGAGCUAUCCGGUUUGAACCAGAUGCAACAGACAUUGUGGUCAAUCCGAUGGGGUACUGAUUACUUCAUCAAAGCUCAUCCUCAGCCUAAUGUUCUAUGGGGUCAAGUUGGAGAUGGACAAUCAGACCAUUACUGUUGGGAGCGUCCUGAGGACAUGACCACUUCAAGAACAGCUUAUAAGCUUGACCAGUACCAUCCUGGUUCAGACUUAGCCGGUGAAACCGCUGCUGCUUUUGCCGCUGCUUCUCUGGCUUUCAAGCCUUAUAACUCCUCUUACUCUGCUAUUCUCUUAACUCAUGCCAAAGAGCUCUUCUCAUUUGCUGAUAAGUACAGAGGAUUAUUCACUGAUUCAAUCCCAAAUGCAAAAGCUUUCUACAUGUCAUCUGGUUACUCGGACGAGCUUCUUUGGGCUGCAGCUUGGCUACACCGUGCCACCGGGGACCAGUAUUACUUAAAAUACGCUAUAGACAAUGCCGGUUACAUGGGAGGAACUGGUUGGGGGAUGAAAGAAUGUAAUCAUUUUUACUUCUUGCAGGCUGAUUACAUUCUUGGGAAGAACCGUCAGGGAAUGAGUUACCUAGUUGGAUAUGGACCAAAAUAUCCACUCCGAGUUCACCAUAGAGGCGCUUCAAUCCCUUCAAUCUUUGUUCAACGCUCUUCUGUGAGCUGUGUACAAGGAUUUGAUUCUUGGUACAGAAGGUCACAAGCUGAUCCUAAUGUUAUCCAUGGUGCUCUUGUUGGUGGACCAGACCAGAAUGAUAACUACUCUGACGACCGGGCAAACUACGAGCAAUCAGAACCAACUCUGUCAGGAACAGCUCCACUCGUUGGUCUAUUCGCUAAACUCUCUGGAAAAUUAGGGUCUUAUGGAGGAGGAUAUUCCAAACCUUACCAAACAACAAAACCACCAGCUUCGUCUUACAAAGCAACACCAACAAGAUACACUCCAAAGCAAUCAGGUGCACCAAUUGAGUUUCUACAUUCAAUAACUGCCAAUUGGAUGGCUGGGGACACGAGGUACUACAGACACAAAGUGAUCAUCAAGAACAAUUCUCAGAAACAGAUAUCGGAUCUUAAGCUCAAGAUUGAAGAUCUCUCAGGACCUAUAUGGGGUCUAAACCCAACGGGGCAAAAGACUACUUACCAGCUUCCUGAGUGGCAAAAGACUCUGAGAGCAGGACAAACUCAUGAUUUUGUCUACGUACAAGGCGGUCCUCAAGCUAAAGUAUCAGUCUUGAGUUACUACUAACACUUGUUUAACAAUGACAAGAUGUAUAUUUGCAUCCUUUUGAGAGAUGUUUUUGUUGACUACUUUAUUACUCAUAGAUUAAUAAAUUUGGAUCUUCUGAGAGAUGUUUUUGUUGAGUACUUAUUACUCAGAGAUUAACGAAAGAAGACAAUGAUAACACCAAAAGUACUCGAGAUUGAGCUUAAUUUAUAACAUUAAGAAAAAAAUUUAAAGGUUCUCAGACAAAAAAAAAAACCAAAA
Messenger RNA from Raphanus sativus (radish), 2193 nucleotides. RefSeq names its product endoglucanase 5. The coding region runs from base 385 to 1953 and encodes 522 amino acids. The transcript has 7 exons. The record is from RefSeq and is a predicted model, not a curated record. Gene Ontology annotation, molecular function: carbohydrate binding; hydrolase activity, hydrolyzing O-glycosyl compounds. Gene Ontology annotation, biological process: carbohydrate metabolic process. Lineage: Eukaryota; Viridiplantae; Streptophyta; Magnoliopsida; Brassicales; Brassicaceae.